AUGUUGGCGUUCCUUCUUGCAACCGCUCUCGCCGUGGUUGCUACUCUACUUCCACAGACUUGGAUCUUGCGGGAUGCGCAGCUCUACACUGUUCGCGCCAAUUGCUCAAACGAACCAUGGCACGGACGGCACCUCGUAAACCUGCCCUCCACCAACCGCCUAGGACUCGAGAACUUCACCGUGAAUCCUGAAACGCCACCACUCAAAUUUCUUCUCGUACGCCUUCGAGACGACGACAACAAGUACGCUCUACGUGGAGACGGUAUUGGCGACGAUCUCUCCAGAACGCCUUAUCUUACAGCACUCACCAACAAUGCGACUCGUACGGUUAGUCUGAAGAUCGUAUACCUUCCUACCCCGUUGCGCGAGUCUUUCGAGACACAGACCAACGCCUGUCCUGAGGGCUACGAUUGCACUGCGGACCAAUGGACGUUUGGUGAACUCCAUCCUGGAGACCCUGGAGGUAGUCAGAUCUAUCACAACUUCAGGUUUGGAGGCUUCAAGGGGAAGUGGGAGCCCAUCAAGGACGCCGGGGGGGAGGGUUGGCACGUGUACUGGAAGGGCAACGCUGGGGUUGACCACCCAGUGCAGUUCGACCUGGUGCCCGUAAUCUAG
Molecule: messenger RNA, 615 nt
Organism: Macroventuria anomochaeta
Lineage: Eukaryota; Fungi; Ascomycota; Dothideomycetes; Pleosporales; Didymellaceae
Exons: 2
Coding region: 1-615 (204 amino acids)
Source: RefSeq, a predicted model, not a curated record